AUGUUCGCACAACGCAUGGUCCGUCCAGCUUCUGUGCUGGCUCGCCCCUUCAGUUCCUCUGUUGCUGCCUUCCGUGCCCCUUCCAUCCGUGACCUCACCCCCGACUCGGCUGCUGAGUUUAACGCACGGCAAAAGGAGUUUCGCGAGAACCUGGAGGUGUCUCGCAAGAAGAGAGAACAGCAAGAGAGUCAGUCUGUCGAUGCUUCUGCUUCUUCCUCUGCAUCAUCCCCUUCAAUUCGUGAUCGCUUCCGUGAGUACGCUACCGCUCCCACUGCUCCGCUCGAGAGCAAUGGAAGCUGUAACAACAGCCCCGACCUUGAAGCUGCAGACGUACCUGUUGAGAAGGCAUUGGGCUCACUCUCUGUUUAUCAUAAACUAGAAGACGAACAGCUGCUGGAAUCUAGCCAGUCUCCGAAGCGCGGUCCGCUGUCGUCACUCAUCUACGGAACGAAGGAAGGCCAGCAGCUCGACAAGGACAUCGAACGGUCGUUCUCGCAAGUGCUCGCCCGCGGCAAAUACGUCCAUUCCAUUGUCUUCCACGAUGUCAAGCCCGACAAAGUCGAUGAAUAUGUCAACCUCGUUGGCCAGUGGUAUCCUCGCAUGGCGACCGACCCUGAGAACAGGGUCAACUUAGUCGGCAGUUGGCGUACCCAAGUCGGCGAUAACGACACCUUUGUCCACAUCUGGGAAUACCAGCGAUACGAAGGUUACCACGCAUCCUUGCAUAAUAUCGCCUCUCAUCCCGAGUUCGAAGCCUUUGACCGGAAGCUGAAGAGCUUGAUCAAAAGCAAGAAGACGUCGCUCAUGCAGGAGUUUUCCUUCUGGCCCACAACCCCUCCUCGACGCCUCGGUGGCCUGUUCGAACUUCGUUCAUAUACUCUUCACCCUGGGAACCUCUUGGAAUGGGAGACACAUUGGCGUCGCGGCCUCACCGCUCGCCGAGAGGUCAUGGAGGGAGUCGGUGCUUGGUUUGUACAGAUUGGAGACUUGAACACAGUGCACCAUCUCUGGCAAUUCGCCAACCUGGAGGAGCGGAAGAUUCGCCGCGAACAGUCCUGGGGCAUUGAAGGCUGGGCGGAGACGGUGCACAAGACCGUCCCGUUGAUCCAGAGCAUGCAGAGUCGGAUCUUGAUCCCGAUGCCGUGGAGCCCUGUCGGCUAA
Aspergillus japonicus CBS 114.51 is the source of this 1161-nucleotide messenger RNA. Its product is annotated as NIPSNAP family protein. Bases 1 to 1161 code for a protein of 386 amino acids. NCBI's taxonomy places the organism in Eukaryota, Fungi, Ascomycota, Eurotiomycetes, Eurotiales, Aspergillaceae. The record is from RefSeq and is a predicted model, not a curated record. Gene Ontology annotation, cellular component: mitochondrion. The transcript is spliced from 2 exons.